GGUCAUCAGCAAUGGAGGCCGCGAUAGUUGUUGAGGGGUUCAAAGAAAGUGAACGCAUGUAUGGAAUAAGGUACCAUAAAUUAAUUGGUGAUGGAGACAGCAGCGUUUAUAAGCAAAUUUUGGAUGCACGUCCCUACAAAAAUCUCACAAUCGAAAAAAUUGAGUGUAAAAAUCAUUUGCUUCGGAAUUUUUGUAAGAAAUUAAAAGAAAUUACUACCAAAAAAGAAGCUGGUAAAUUGGACCACAGGAAGUUGCUACAAAAAAAUAUUUUAAGGUUAAGGAGAGGAAUCGUUUCGGCAAUCAAGUAUCGAAGACAAAAUAAAAAUACAGAAAAUGAUUUACGAAAUGACAUUUUAAAUUUUAUCGAUCACGUUUUUGGUCAACAUGAUAAAUGUGCAUCUUAUUUCUGUGAUAAAGUUGAAGAUGUUAAUUAUCUUGAAAAAAUUAAAUCAACUGAUUCAAAUUUUUAUUCAAAUAUAAUGCAACCUGUACGGUAUUUAGCAAGAAAUAGCCGUAGUUUGUUGCAAAACGUGGAUAGCAACGUCGUCGAAUCAUUGAAUGGCAUUAUAGCAAAAUUAAUUGGUGGCAAAAGGAUUAAUUUUGCAAUGUCGAGGUCAUACCAAGGGCGUGUGGCUGCUGCAACAGUGAUGAAGAAUACAAAACGGCCACUAUAUAAAUUGCAUAAAACUUUAUUGCAGCAUAGUCCUGGGAAGAAAUGGCCAUCAUCGAAGUUGGAAAUACAACGCCAGAAAAAACAAAUGCGUCAAAACGAACUGAGAAGCAAAACAUACAGAACUAAAUUGAAGUUCCAAAGCGACUACGUUGAUCCGUCGUACGGUGAAAAGUCACAAAAACCGGAUAUGACCACCGAGCAAUUUGAUGAUGAAAAAAAAAAUAUUUUUAAUUUGUUAAAAGAAAUGGCAGCUAACCGCGAUGUCAUUGAAAAAGAAACAGUGGAACAAUCAGCAUCAAGCAAAUGGUUGGAAUAUAGAAGGCACCUUAUUACGGCUUCAAAUUUUGGACGCAUAAUUUGUUUACGAGCUGAUACAGGAUGUGAAAAUGUUGUAAAAAGUAUGCUGUACUCAUCAAACGUCGAUUGUAAAGCAAUGGAAUAUGGGCGGGAACAUGAACAAGAGGCAAAGUUACAAUUGGAAACAGUUUUGGGUGUAAGUAUUAGUGAAUGUGGUUUAUUUAUAGACACCAAAAAUCAUUUCUUAGGAGCAACACCUGAUGGACUAAUAGGUAAUGACACAUUGGUUGAAAUUAAAUGUCCCAUAUCUGCUGCAAAUAUAACGCCUGAGGAAGGGAUACGCCAAAGAAAAAUUACUCUAUGGAAAAUAAAUAAAGAUAAAGAUAUUAUAGGAAUAAAUACUCAUCAUAAAUACUAUUACCAAAUCCAAGGACAGUUGCAUGUAACAGGCCGAACAUUUGGAAUUAUGGCAUAUUGGACAAAAAAAGGUAUUAAAUACGAAACUAUUGAAAAAGAUGAUCAAUUUUGGGAAAAUAAUAUGUUUCCAAAGCUGCAAAAUUUUUUCUUUAACUGUCUUUUACCGGAACUAGUUGAUCCGAGACAUUCCAGAAGCAUGCAGAUUAGAAAUCCUACUUAUAUUUUGGAAGCAAAACAGAAGAAAGGGAAAAAAAAUGUGAAAUUAGUAUAAAUAUUUUGACUUUUUCUGUUCUACUUUUUUUAUAUUUCAAUUUAUAUUUCAAUUUAUGUUGUUUAAAUGUAUUUAUUCAAAUAUUAUGGUAUAAAUAUGAUGUUCGGUUGUUUAUAUUUGAACUAAUGCCAAUUGGUUGUAAUUAAUCAUAAUCAAUAAACAUAUUAUAAUUACAACUGAACAAUGUUCCUUAUAUGAACAAUAAGUGCCAUGCAGAGAUUGUUGUUAAUACCUACGUAUUUUCAAUUUUCAAUCACAAAUAUAAUGAAAUAAUAAAAUGUAUUAAACUCACUGUCAGCCUGGCCAUCGCCGAUGGUCUGCGAAUGUAGCCGGGGCCCCUCCGUUUCAUAUUUUAUUUUAGGGUCUUGUCAAUUUUUUAUUUGCGUGGUGACGUGUUCUUGGUCUUUAUAGGGAGUAUAGACUCUUCAAAGUAUUUAUCGAAAUAUUUAACCAUACGUAAUUUUUAGGAACAAUUUUUCUUUAUACGGCCCAACGCCCAAGGCUCGUUCAUUAUGGGGCCCCUUAAAAAACUGAUCCAUGAGCCUUUGGUAUGCCAGGCCGACACUGAUUAAAAUUUUAUAUAAUUAGUCAAACAUAUUAUGUAAAUGCUAAUGUCAUCAACUGUCAAGUGAUAUUAUGAUUAUCAGACACAGUUCACACCAUAACUAUCAAGCUGUUUACUAUUACGGUAAAGUUUGUAGGUAAGUAUAAAAAUUGAUAAAUAAAAAUGUUUGAUGAUUCCCAUAAUAUUUAGAAUCGGUAAUAUAUUACGACGUAGGUAAUAUUAUCUUAUCUUGUUUUCGCGGUCGCGCCGUCGACGCGUCUUACGCGGAAACCAUCUAAAUUGACUUACUAACACUAAUGUCCAUUUACGAAUAUACAAUUACUAACACAUCCACAACAGAAGUUUAGAAAUUGCCUAUAUAAUUUUCCUUAAUAAAUGUUAGUGUUGAGGCC
Myzus persicae (green peach aphid) is the source of this 2615-nucleotide messenger RNA. RefSeq lists its product as uncharacterized. Bases 12 to 1658 code for a protein of 548 amino acids. The record is from RefSeq and is a predicted model, not a curated record. NCBI's taxonomy places the organism in Eukaryota, Metazoa, Arthropoda, Insecta, Hemiptera, Aphididae. The transcript has a single exon.